AGACACGCGGGCCUGAUGCCGCUGUGUCUUCUGUCAGGGCCUGCCAACAUGAAAUGCCACGAGUGCUCGGUAUUCAACACCUUCCACUGUCCGACUCUAAGGGUCUGUGAAAACGACGUCAAGUACUGCCUGACAAUCUCUGUUCGUGUGCAUGAACGGGAACUCCUUGUUUACAAGAACUGUACGAGCAACUGCACGUUCGUGUAUCCAUCCGAAGUACCUCUUGAAGCCCCAAGAGUCUUGAGGACUAAUAGUUUCUAUUUUGUUCGGUGUUGUAACAAGAUUAAUUGCAACGAUGGAGGACCUAGUUCUCUGGAGAAGGAUAUCUCCCUGGAGAGUACAAUUGAGGAGACUCUGUCAGGGACCGGGCGCUUGGCGGAGUCGGCAUUUUUCCUGGGUGCUGCCUCCAUCCUAGUCAGCAACACACUGACGUGAGAAGCCCUCCUAGAGGGUCUGCCCCCCCCAUUCCUCAGAGCAAGUUCACGUUCCAUCCCUCCCUCGUGAGCCAGGCGCCCUGACCCACAUGGCUCCCAGGUGGCGGGUUACCCCUUUGCAGCCUACUUGGAGAGAGAAAUAAAGAGCAUCAUUGUUUGGAC
Messenger RNA from Mustela lutreola (European mink), 596 nucleotides. RefSeq names its product glycosyl-phosphatidylinositol-anchored molecule-like protein. The coding region runs from base 16 to 435 and encodes 139 amino acids. The record is from RefSeq and is a predicted model, not a curated record. The transcript has 2 exons. NCBI's taxonomy places the organism in Eukaryota, Metazoa, Chordata, Mammalia, Carnivora, Mustelidae.